Messenger RNA from Chondrus crispus (carragheen), 1504 nucleotides. RefSeq lists its product as hypothetical. The transcript is spliced from 2 exons. The record is from RefSeq and is a predicted model, not a curated record. Lineage: Eukaryota; Rhodophyta; Florideophyceae; Gigartinales; Gigartinaceae. The coding region runs from base 1 to 672 and encodes 223 amino acids.
AUGGGCGUUAUCGAACUUGUAUCGAAUUACCUCACGGGCCCUCUCAUGAAAGUAGUUGGCUACCAAAACAUUGACUUGGCUGUCGAAACCUAUUCGGACCCAAGACUAUCGAUAGAUUGCGGGAGUGGCCCUAUCUAUCCAGAUGGAUGGAGGACGACUUGCGUAGAUCCUGACUUAGGUCCAGCCCGGAUCGAACGAGGCGAUCUAUCCAGUGUGGGGGUCACGGCGGAGUCGCUCAGCACACACACGUUAACUGUGGACUAUGGACGUCGGGUCAAGAUGUCGGUGCCGUGGCCGUUGUUCGACGAGCUGCGCCUCUUACCAUCGAGCUCGGAAAGACAAAAGCUGAUUAUCGGCAUAGUGAGCGGUCAAGACAAGGCGCUAGCGAUGUCUAAUGCGGGCGGAGUGAUGGUGGUCAAGAACGGCAGUUCGGCCACGCUGUGCAUCUGGCUGACGGGCGGGUCGGACCUCUAUAACGAAUUACAGUGUAGAGAAAAAGAAUGGGAGGAGGAAAGUCUGAUAACCACCGCUUACAUGGCACUACAGCUGAGCACGGCGGGGUUUAGGCAGGCUUGGUUAGUACACAACUUAUGGAAGGAAGGAAACGCCGAAGCUGCAGAGACGGAGGUACGGUGGAUCAGACCGACCCUCCUGGAAGGUCUGGGAACUUAGCCAAGGAAGUGAAAACAGUAGCUACCGUCGAUGAACUUUUCUUCGCCGGGGUGACCAUAAUAGGGUUUGUCUCCUUGUCUGGGUGUCUAGUGACUCUAUCGUUCAAAGGGACAUUUUCCAAGGUUGGCCGCCGCACCCUGAAGUUAAGUAUAGAAAACACCAGACGGAUUUUAUCAAUGUCAAACGUUACUCGCUUCAACUGCUCGAAAGUGCCAGCAGUGUCGCCGGAGACGGUCCUGAUCGCCACUAGUGGCAACACUUGUCACUUAGAGACCACGUACGAUGACACUACCGUUCCAAUCACGCUAGACCAGGCGGAAAAAGAGGGGAUGCUCAUGAUGGGGCGGAGAGACACCUCAUGUACUUCUCGAAGAGCCACAAGAACAAGUCACGGCAGCAGAAGCACGACCGGACCAAUAUCGGCGGUCGAACCAGUAUUCGAUGUCAAGAUACCGCAACGCCCAUCCGGACGCGUUAGAGUCAGGGAAGCGACGGAGGUCUGCGAGGAUUCAAGAUGGAGGCACAUAGACGAGGGUAAGACUUUAUCCGCUGUGGAGCUGGUGGCGAUAAGCUGUCCGAGAUAAGAUAGGAUGUGAAUUACGACGUAGUUCGAGCUGUCCUGUCGAAACUGAUAGGUAGACCAUUCGAACCGUCGGAGUUCGAGCAAGAGGGGACAAUUGUGAGCAUAUGUGGAACGGGAACGCGUGUCGGGGCGAGCCUGCUGGGACUGGCCUCUAGUAUCAAGUUUGCAGUACGCUUGCGAUAUUGGGCAGUGGUAGGAGCGAUAACCCCGAAAGAGUUCCAGGACAUACAAAUGUCUAGAGAGAUGCUA